Molecule: messenger RNA, 3339 nt
Organism: Bufo gargarizans (Asiatic toad)
Lineage: Eukaryota; Metazoa; Chordata; Amphibia; Anura; Bufonidae
Gene: MGME1
Product: mitochondrial genome maintenance exonuclease 1
Exons: 5
Coding region: 110-1135 (341 amino acids)
Biological process (GO): mitochondrial DNA replication
Cellular component (GO): mitochondrion
Molecular function (GO): single-stranded DNA exodeoxyribonuclease activity
Source: RefSeq, a predicted model, not a curated record
GUGGGAUAGAAGAGGCCUGUAGUGGGGGCUGCUAGAGGGAACGCAGUCUGGAAGCAGCAGCGCUAUUUAAGCCUCUUUGUUCAGCACGUCUGUAUUCCCACUGAUCACAAUGAAACCUCUUCAGCUACUAGGCAGAAGCUGCAGAAGACUAGUAGAUGUCCUGCCCCAUCAACUGUGCUUGCCGGUUUUCUUAUCCACAUCCUUUAGUCUCAGCAGGAAGAAAAAAGUAAAUGGUUAUGAAGAUGUCAACCAGGAAAAAUAUGGAGAUCUAGUGCGGACGGUAACCACCUCCAAAACCAGUUCUCAAAACCCAGAGAGGAUAUUUGAAGAGGACAGUUUCUUGUAUGGUAAAGUAGUCAGGUCAAAGAGUCCAUCAUCGCAAGACUCUCAGCCAAAGGUUCCUCAAAAGCACAUUCCAUUAAAUAAUCCCAAUAAAGUCAUUUUGAAUGUGAAGACAGAUCCUAACAUGCCAGUGAAGAUCGGCCUCCCAGGCAAGAAUCAGAUGAUCAAUGGUAGACUGCCAAGUGUCACCCGAAUUCUUCAGCAGACCAUGCCGAUGGAGCAGGCAUUUUAUUUGGAAAGGUGGAAACAGAGGAUGAUCAUGGAACUGGGAGAAGAAGGCUUCAUAGAGUACACUGCAGCCGUGUUCUCCCAAGGAAAGCUCUUUCAUGCCCAACUAGAGGAUCUGCUUUUGUCUGCGGAGCAAUAUACCCAGAAAGCGGAAGACACAGAAGAACUGGUGGGAUAUAUGAACAGUGUGGAAGAUGUGCUGUCUGAUGUUGUGAGAGUCCAGAGUCUUGAAAGCGCCGUGGUGCAUUCAGAUCUCCAGUACUUGGGUUUUGUAGACUGUGUGGCUCAGUAUCGGGGGAAGUUGUGUGUGAUAGACUGGAAAACCUCUGAAAAGCAGAAACCAAACUUAAAGAACACCUUUGAUAAUCCACUGCAGGUAGCUGCCUAUAUAGGAGCAAUAAAUCACGACAGUAAUUAUAACUUUCAAGUUGAUUGUGGCCUAAUUGUCAUUGCCUAUAAAGAUGGCUCCCCUGCUCACGCCCAUUUUAUGAACUCAGAAAUGUGUUUGCACUACUGGGACAAAUGGCUUUUACGACUAGAAGAAUACAAAGAAAAAAAGAAAUGAUAUAGUCACUGUAAGGAAGAUAUAUUUUGGGUGGAAGAGUCAAACUCUUCCGGUUCCUCCAGUAUUACAGAAGUGAAGCCACUGCCUAUAAAGCCAAUGGUUAAUGACAUUCAUUCCUGGAGAUCACCGAUUCCAUGAAGAUUGAUUUUCAACACGAAAAAUAAUGAAAAAUAAUAAGGUUAACUGUAUAAUAAUCUGAACUGUUAAUUUUUGGUGAUAUAUUUUUGUAUACUGAAGCGACUAUGCUUGUAGCUGAAGGAUAGGACAAUUAAAAUAUAGCAAUAUAGACUUUAUUAUAUUUUGUAUUUAAAGAAAAAAAAACUCCCAUAACAUAUAUUUUAAUUUCAAAAAUAAAACUCAUUGGAUCAUUAAUUAAAAUUACAUUACAAGUUAAUACUUGGAGAAGUAAUAGUUUGUAAUUUUGUAUGUUUAACCCAAUUUCAUCUUUAAAGGUGCACUUCCGCAAUUAUAUUAGUGGCUGUAGUUGUGAGCUAUUUACAUGAACAUAAACAUGUUUAGAAUGCAAAUUUCUAUUGACCCCUUUCCCGACCAGUGUCGUACAUGUAAUGCGCUGGUCAGGUCUUUAAAGAUGGCGUCCGCUCUGGAGCGAAGAGGGAGUGAUAGCCACCUGUUUUGUGCUAUUUCACACAGCAGAGAUCCAGAGCUAAUGUCUAUGAUCAGCGAUAACCUCCUUCACCUCCGGGGAAAAAAAAGAAUAAAAAGCAAUCAAAAAGUCACACAGUCCAAAAUAGUAUCAAUUAAAACUACAGGUCGCCCAGCAAAAAAAUAGCCCUCACAUAGCUGCAUAGAUAUAACUAUAAAAAGUUAUACAUUUUUCCCAAAGUUUUUUUUUUUUGGAAUCUCUGUAAUCGUACCUACCCAGAGAGUGAAAGUCACAGGUCAGUUUUACCACCUAGGGAAUGCAAUAAAAACGAAACGCACAAAACUAUGGCAUAAUCGUUUUUUAUUUUUGUUUUGUUUUCUAAUUCCGCCCUAUUUGGAAUUCGUUUUCCAGCUCCGCACUACAUCUUAUGCAAUAUUAAAUGGUACCAUUAGAAAGAACACUUUUUCCCACAAAAACAAGCCCUCCUAUGGCUAUGUGAAUGGAUAAAUAAGAAAAGUUAUGGCUCCAAGAAGAACGCAGUGAAAAACGGUAACAGAAAAAAAUCGCCCGGGGCUGAAAGGGCUCAUGCACAUGAACGUAUUAUAAUUUUUUCCUGUGGCCCUCCCCUUUUUCUUUUAAUUUCUUAGUUUUUUUGUGCAGCCUGUAUGUGGAACCAUUCACUUCAACAGGUGCUGCAAAACAACGGAAAUGACUUCCAUGUCCGCAUGGCCGUGCUGCAAAAAAAAAAAAAGUCCUAUUAUUGUCCGUAUUCCGGACAAGGAUAGGACAGUUCUAUUAUGGGCCAGACGUUAAGUUCCGCAGAAUGCACAAUGGCUGGUAUCCGUGUUUUGUGGAUCCGCAAUUUGCAGACGGCAAAACCUCCAACAGUCAUGUGCAUGAGCCCUUAACAUUGUAUUCUCAGCUCAGAUACAUACGGUACAUCGUCAGGACAUGCCAAAAAUGUCUAAUAGAUCCGGUCUCACCACUGAGAUCCACACCUCUCUUCAAACCACGGGCUCUGCAUCCAGACAAAGAAUGAACAGAGGGGUAGCUGCAGACAUCCGCUAACGCCGUCACUCCCAAUCGUUUACCGUAUUGUCCAUAACUUUUAGCCAGUUUUAGGUAGAGAAACGGCACAUACGUCGAAUGUGUAUGGCCAUGAUCAUACCCUUUAACCCUUGCUUGCUUAAAUUGGGUCCAUUGGGUUUAUUCAACCAUAUCUAGCAGUUUUCUCAAAGUGUGAAAUUGGAUAACACUAAUGCAGGGUUCGCAAACUGGAACCACACUGAUUCCUUGAAGGAGCUGCAGAAAUUGCCUCUUAUGAAAAGUAGGCGUGGUUAGGUACGUUAAUUGCCGGUAGGUGUAAGCCAGUUGUAACAACUGCAACUUGAGGCCCCAAAUUUAUUAAAUUAUGUGUAACAGACUAAAGUCAAAACGAACUUCAAAAAUUCCCCUGAUGAUAAAUUCCCCCCCCCCCCCCCCCAAAAAAAAACCUUAACAAAUUCAAUCUAACUUUUCACUGGUUUAAUUAUAAAAGAAGACGAGAGUAAAAUGUACAGUAUGUCUCGAAGAACACAGAAAAAAGAAGAAUGCAGCAGCA